This is a messenger RNA of Synchiropus splendidus (mandarinfish), 2205 nucleotides long. RefSeq names its product angel homolog 1 (Drosophila) (gene angel1). The record is from RefSeq and is a predicted model, not a curated record. Gene Ontology annotation, molecular function: 3'-5'-RNA exonuclease activity. The transcript is spliced from 11 exons. Bases 198 to 1946 code for a protein of 582 amino acids. NCBI's taxonomy places the organism in Eukaryota, Metazoa, Chordata, Actinopteri, Syngnathiformes, Callionymidae.
UCUACACCGCGGGUUCCUGUGUCGUGAAUGAAUAAUGAAUGAAUGAAUGAGGUGACACUCCAUCGAUGAGUAUGAGCCAACAGAACACAAAAAUACAGCUGUGUUUUCAGCCUCAAUUGAGCCGGCGGCGCUAGUGAGCAGCAGCGCCCACGGGGCGAGCACCCAAGGAGAGAAGAAGUCAAUGCUAUCGCCUUACCAUGAUUGGCAGCUUGUUAUUUUACAUUCUCGUCCCGUUAUCACGACUUUUCAUGAGUGGAAACUCGAGCCCUCGGAGGGAAGUUCCUGAUGUUGAGGAGACCGAAGACAGGGUGAAGAAGAAAAGCCAGAUGAUCUCUGAAGCGCAAACUAAACCUGGAGAACCCAAGAGUGAAGGAGCUCCUGAUGUGACCGAGGAAGACCUGGUUCUGCAAGAAGAAGUUCACAAGGCUCCUGUGGAGGAGCAAUUUCAAGAUCCAGUUCAGGAUGUGGCUCCAUCUCCAAACGUGGCACCAGGGAAAAGCAGAGCAGAGGCCAGGUGGUGCUGGGACAGCUAUUUUGCGAAGGAGGUUAACAGUUGUGGCUCUGUUUACCCUUGUUCCACCUCCUCUGAAAACCGCUCACCAAGUCCUGCUGGUGUGGACCUCUCAGAGGGACUGUGUGACGUUCGACACCAGGAGACAUUUGCAGAGACCAAAUCAGACUCUUCCACUCAGCCGGAGGCCUCAUUGGAUUUCACCGUGAUGUCCUACAAUAUUCUGGCUCAGGAUCUUCUGGAGGCCCACGAGGAGCUCUACCUGCACUGCCCCCUGGAGGUGCUGGACUGGAACUACCGAUUCAAAAUUCUCCUGCAGGAGAUCCAGAGGUCCCUUCCUGACAUUUUGUGUCUCCAAGAGGUUCAGGAGAACCACUAUUAUGACCAGCUGUGCCCUGCCCUCAUGCAGAUGGGUUACACCUGUGUCUUCAAGUGUCGGACAGGAGCCAAAACAGACGGCUGUGCGACCUGCUACCGCGGCAGCCUCUUCACCGAAGUGUCUGCUUCUCUUCUGGACUUCCACCGACCUGAAACGGGUCUGCUUGACCGGCACAACGUUGCCGUUGUGUUGCUGCUGGAGCCCAGCGCCUCACACCCUGAGAGCCCGCGCCUCUGCGUCGGCAACACUCAUCUGCUCUUCAACCCCUCGAGGGGAGACGUGAAGUUGGCCCAGCUGGGCCUCCUGCUGGCUGAAGUCCACCACUUGUCCAAGUCCUGUCGGGACGAAGAUCGGCGCUGCGACGUUGUCCUGUGUGGAGACUUCAACGCUGUUCCUCACUCGCCUCUGUACCAACUGAUCACCACCGGGGAGCUGUACAUCAAGGGUCUGCCAACGUGGGCGAUUUCAGGUCAAGAGGACAUGUCCCACCAUCACUACAGCUACAGAGUCAUGAGUCCGUGGCCAAGCUGCCUGGAAAUCACCAACAAAUGCCAGUAUGUCGGUGCCUUCGAGUCCUGCUGCAGUCCAAGCUCGGAGUCCGGAAAGAUUCGCUACAGCCCUGAGUUCCUCCUACAUCUGCGCUCCUGUCCACUCUCAAGCGUCCGUCCACCGUACCUGCCGCUCAUUCCAGGGGUGACCGACGCCACGCCAGAUGAUCAUAGAGGAACCCAGGCGGCGAGUCAAAGGUCCUUCACCAUCAGCCACAAAUUUGACCUGGAGUCCGUCUACAAGCACGUCUCAGCGGUCAGCGGGGCCUUAGAGGUCACAACCCUGCACUCACAAGCCGGAGCAACGGUGGACUACAUCUUCUUCACCCCGGAACGCUCAUGUUCCACAGACGCUGGCUCCAGCAGAAGAGGGCUGACUCUGCUCAGUUGCCUCUCGCUGCCCUGUGAGGACUUCCUCUGGUCCCUCAGGGGGCUCCCCAACCACACCUUCCCCUCCGACCACCUCAGCCUGCUGGCCAGCUUCCGGAUGGACCUGAGGGCCACCUGAAGGUGAACGUUUGCCGAGUUCUACUUUGAUUUUUGAGGACAGUUCAUGUUCAUUGAAAAGGCAACACUCUGUCAUCUUAGAAGUUUUGUUUCCAGUUUUUUGGAAUAAUGCAUAUUGUAUAUGGACAUUAUUUUUCUACCAGAGUGAGCUUGUUUAAUAAAUAUCUUUGAUAACAGCAUGUUAUUUUACAUAGAAACAAACUGAUGCCAUUGUUUAAACACCGUCUCAGUUGAGCUCAGAGACUAGCUGCGAUUACACU